Plectropomus leopardus (leopard coralgrouper) is the source of this 1805-nucleotide messenger RNA. NCBI's taxonomy places the organism in Eukaryota, Metazoa, Chordata, Actinopteri, Perciformes, Serranidae. The record is from RefSeq and is a predicted model, not a curated record.
AUGGCGGCGUUGGUGGCUUCUGGCUUUGCAAUGACGGUUGUGGGUGUUCUUGCUGGGACGACCACUCGUCGUUCCUCUAACUUGCUGACCUUGACCGGUAUCCUGGGACAACCUCGAUCCUGGUUGUCACAUCGUGCUGCCCUAUUCCGCAACGCUCAAUGGUAUGUGACAGCCUCUGUGGUCUACCCACUCUUCUUUGUCCGAUCCGAGUGCCCCUACGCUGGCUGUGAUGUCCGAAAUUUCCGCAUUGCCGUCACCGUCUGCUCCAUCCUGGGUUCUCUGGCCUAUGGGGCUGAGGUGGCUCUGUGCCGAGCCAGGCCGGGCCAGGUUGUGGUGGGCUACAUGGCCACUGUCUCUGGCCUCCUCAAAGUCGUUCAGGGCUUUGUGGCCUGCAUCAUCUUUGGAGCUCUGGCCAACGGGAGUGAGUAUUCCCGCUACGCUGCCACAAUCUUCUGCGUUGUCGUCUACGCUUUCUGCUUUGCUCUGACUGCACUAGUGGUCGUCAUGACUGUGUGCGGGCGGACGAAGGCUGUGCGUUGCUUGCCGUUUGAGCGCUUCGUGGUAGUGUGCACCCUCCUGGAAGUUCUGCUCUACCUGAGUGCGUCAGUAGUGUGGCCAGUGUUCUGCUUUGACACAAAAUACGGCUCUCCAUGGAGACCGUCGUCAUGCCCUCAGGGGAAGUGUCCCUGGGACAGCAAGGUCGUGGUGGCGGUAUUCUCCUUCGUUAACUUUGCACUGUAUGUGGCGGACCUCAUCUACUCCCAGAGGAUACAAUUCGUCUCUUCACGUGUGCCUACUAACUCACGAUUGUAGCAUCGGAGGGAAGGAUUAUUAGAAUGGCUCAACAGGUUUAAGUUAUGUUUUCUUCUGUCUUUAUGAUUUUGUUUGAUGUUUAAAUAGACAGAAAUAUUGAGGGUAUACGAGUCAAACACCUCAGGACAUUACUGGUGUUACACGUGCUCUAACACUGAGGUUCCCAGACACCCUAAAUUCUUGGUGUAAGCACUGAGGAAUGUGAACAAGGAAUUUAAACACUUUGUCCCCGCAGCCACACCCGACUGAGGUGACACCCCAUCUCUUUAACUCACCCUUUCUGCCCUCUGAGAGAUUUUGGGAAAACAGCCAGCCUCACCCAAGCAGCCAGGGCCCAUUGGUAUGUCCUUCCAAAUCCUCCUAAACCAAGACACUCCAGUUAUUCUUGACCAGCAGAAUAACACACACACACACACACACACACACACACACACACACACACACACACACACAAAAACACACUUGGUGCUUAUAUUGCUGCACAAAUAAUAUGUAAAGUCUUGAAUAUAAAUAGUAAAUCUGGCAUUGGCAUCUGUGGCAUCCCUGUCAUCUGCAAACCCCUCACCAGCAAUCUACGGACAUUAUCCAGGCUGCCAAAAAUAAACACGAGCUGUCGGCUCCCAUAUUAAAGGAGCGAGACAGCAUUAAUAAGAGGCUGUAGUUUUUGAAACCUCUCUAUGAAAGGCUUCCUUCAGUCUAUGAUUUAAAAAAAAAAGUAGAGCCCAUUUCAUGAUGUCCAUUGAGAUUACCAGUUUGACAGAAAUGUUUGUGUAUUAUCGCAGAAAAUGUAGCAUGUGACCUAAUAUGUCCUUAAAGAGGCGUUUCGGCCCAAAACCAGGAACACAUACUGUUCCUCUUACCUGUAGUAUUAUUUAUCAAUCUGGAUUGUUUGAUGCGAGUUGCACAGUGUUGGAGACAUCAGCCGUAGGGAUGUCUGGCUUCUCUCCAAAAUAAUGAAACUAGAUGGCACUCAGCUUGUGGUGCUCAAAGCA